AGACCCUGCCGCUCGUCCUAAUAACCGCCGGUGGCGGCGCGUGCGUCGCCUUCCCUCGGCUCACGCGGACAGCCCGCUGGUGUCCUCGUGACCCACGUGCGGGGGAGGAGCCUCCUUUGAGGGGGAAGAAUCUCAACGGCGGCGGCAAAAGCAACGGCAGACCUGAUAAAUUCCUCUCGCUCGCAGCCGGCGCCGCUGUACGCCGCGCUCUUUGCGUGACGGCUUAAUCCAGCUGAUUGGGUGGUGUGAGAUAGUAAUUGAGGGCGGCUUUGCGCUACAAGCGCAGCGCAGCUCCCCCUACUCGCCGCCUCUCCCUCCCUCAGACUUAUGUUUACGUAAACGGGACGUGGGGUGUCAAGGAGACGGCGCUGAUUGCGUAAGCGAGGGAACGGGAGGAUAGAUAGGUCGAUGCGGCUGUGACAGGAGUUACGUAACAUGCGUAGGGAGAAGAGGGAGGCGGGGCGGCAAAGCGCAGUACUGUCUCCUCGUGACUGGGCGGGCCUAGAGAGCCGCCAAUACGCUCCUCUUGCCUCCCUCCUGAAUGGGCGCCUGUCGCCCCGCCUGUGCUUGCCGGCCCCACCUGAGGGCGGGCUGGCCUUGACGUCACCGAGCUGCCGGAGCCGAACCGCCCCCUUAGUAUCGAGGCAGCUGAUUGGCUCCCCAGUGUUUGCGGGGGAGUCAAUGAGAGGGCGCGGUGCAGCCUAGGCCAAGCAGAGACUGAGAGAGAGAGACUGAGAGCAGGCAAGAGGGCGGGCGAGGAAGCAGCGGUGGCAGGAGUGGGCCAGGCCCACGGGCCGGGUGAGUGUGGCGUUCCUCCCACCACCCGAGCCCCCCGCCCCCUCUCCCUCCUGGCGGCAUUGCAGUGAAUUCCGCACAGAUCUGUAGGGCCAGAGGUCCCUCCCGCAUACCAGCAAUAUCCCACAGGGCCGCCCCUUCACCCCUUUAAAUGGCCAUAGCAGUGGCACUGAAAGGAGGGGAACAAGGAGCUCCUGAAGGGUUGUGUGUAAAACUCUCAGGAUCGCCUGGGGUUGACACCAGUUUUUUCCAUUCCUGGUAUGAUCUCUCGUCUCUGCUGUUUAGGUACUUCUGCAUGCCGCAGCAGACGUCUCCCUGCUCUUUUUGUUCUUCAUUUGUUCUUCUUUUUGUACCUCCAUUAUAGGAACUCAUAUGGUGCUAUGCAUGACUUUACUCCCUUUAUCCUCCCAGCAACCCUGCAAGAGGCAUUAAAAUAGUACACCUUAUCAAAAUGCCCACUAUUAUUACUACACACACACUCCUAAUCUCCUAUCUACUUUUCCUGUUGUUCCCUUAUCUUUCUUAAGACAUGAUGGUGUCUUCCAAAUAUUAAUAUUCCUUUCCUGUUUUUAUUUUUUAUUUUAGGCUGAAACAACUAUCCAUUUAUAUACAGUGUUCAAACACUGAUUUCCUCUUUUCUUUUAUAAUCUGUCAUGGUUCUUUAACUCACCUUGGUUUUUCUCUCCACCUUGCAGGCGAAAGCUUGCAGUUACCAUGGAAGAGGAACUGCCUCCCUCUUUGUUCUUCCAGCAUCAGUACAUGUGCUCGGAGUGUGGACUCCUCUACAAUACUUUGGAGGAGGUACUGAUCCACCAUCAGAGCCACCUAGGCGAGCCCUAUGAGCCUGAAGCUGCUGCCACUGUUGUAGACACAGGGCCCCAGCAGGACAACCGCUACCAGUGCCUGGAGUGUGGCUGUGUCCUGUGGUCACCUGACGAACUGCUAGCCCACCAAGAAGUGCACCCCAGAGAGGUGCCAACCCGGCCUCAACCUCCACCAGCUACCAGUGGACAGAUCCGCUACCAAUGCAAUGAGUGUAAUGAACUCUUUCCUUCUACCAGCCUAUGGCUAGCACAUCGCCAAACGCACCAGAAACAAGAGGCUUCACCUGAGGCCCCCCUGUCAGCCCCACCAACCUCCCAGCCAGCUCCCUUGCCUCCUCUCCAAUCAUCUGUUCCACCACCUUCCCAGCCAGCCUCCCCACCACCCUCUCAGGCAUCACUUCCAUCACCUCCUCAGCCAACUCCACUCAUGCAUCCCUAUGAGUGCUCAGAGUGUUCUUGCCUCUUCCCAACUCCUGAAGAGUUGCUGGACCACCAGGGUGAACACUUUACUGAGAUUGAGAAAGAGAGCAGUGAGCCAUCUGAAACAGCAGCUCAGGAGAUUUGCAGUCAACGUGUGUCCCCGCUGCCAUGCCCUGAAGAACCCCCUGCUGUGCCUCCACCUGCUCAGGCCUUCUGUUGCAGUGAGUGUAAGCAGGCCUUUGGGACAGUGGAGGCGCUGCGGAGGCACCAGCAGGAGCACAUGGGGAGCAGUGAAGAGUUUCUUUGUGGCGAGUGCCAGCGUGGUUUCACAACAGCCAAGCGGCUGUUGGCUCACCAGCGAGUGCACGUCGAUGGCACGUACGAAUGUCCCAACUGCAACAAGAUAUUCAAAAAGGCAGCAUCCCUUGAGCAGCACAUGCGCAUCCACAAAGGUGAGGCACUCUACCUCUGCGUGGACUGUGGGCUUGGCUUCUCUACUGAGAUGACUUUGAUCAUGCACCGCAAGAGCCAUACAGCCAAUCCCCUGCACCGCUGCCACUGUGGCAAGACUUUCAGCAACAUGACCAAGUUCCUUUACCAUCGGCGCACACACGCUGGCAAGAGCGGCAUUCCACCCACUCGUGGGGCUGGGGAUCAGGCACCCAGCCAACCUCCUGAACCAGCGCCCAGCGACAGAGAAUCAACUGUAAAUGGCUCAGCUUCCCCUGCCGUCGCUGCCUCCUCCCUGCCAGGGACAUCAGUAGAAGUGCCCAGUGCUGGGUUUCUGUGCCCUCAGUGUGGAAAGGCAUUCUCCACCCACAUCCGGAUGGUGCGGCACAAACGGGUGGUGCACGUUCUGGAGCGCAAGCACAAAUGCCCCACAUGUGGCAAAAAGUUCAAGAAGCUGGUGCAUGUGCGGAACCACAUGCGGACACAUACUGGUGAAAGGCCGUUUCAGUGCUCUGAGUGUGGCAAGACCUUUGUCUCCCAGGCAAACUUAGCGCGGCACCACGUGACACACACUGGAGAGCGCCCCUACCAGUGCCAGGUGUGUAAUAAGCGCUUCACCCAGUCCUCUAAUCUUCGCCAGCACCGCCUCUUGCACAUGGCGCCUAACGGAGAGGGGCCUCACUCCUGUGAAGACUGUGGAGUAGCUUUCUCCCGAGCCCAUCAACUGGCUCUGCACCGGACCGUGCAUACGGGGUGUUUGCCCUUUCCUUGCCUAGAAUGUGACAAAUCCUUCCCACGCCGUCGCCUCCUGGAACUGCACCGGCUCAGCCAUUCUGGGCAUGAGCCUCACCGUUGCCCGGAUUGUGGGGCUCUCUUUGUUACGGCUUCCAAGUUGCAGGAGCACCGCUGCGCUAGGCGCCGCGACCAGGCGACUCUGCAGUCCUUCCUCUGCAUGUCUUGUGGCAAGUACAUGGGCUCAUUGGCCAAGCUGGCGCUACACCAGCUGGUACAUUCGGGCCAGCGUCCUUACCCUUGCCCACUCUGCGGGAAAGCCUUCACCACCCCCAGCGGGCUGAGCCGGCACCAACAGCGCCACGCUGGCCUGCGCCCCCACAAGUGCUCUGUUUGUGCCAAGACUUUCGUGGCAGCCUCUGGGCUUCAGCUGCACCAGCGUAUCCACACAGGGGAACGCCCUUUCCCCUGCCCCGAGUGCGGUAAGGCGUUCCGGCAGGCUACCCACCUGCGGGAACACCGGCGCCUUCACACUGGUGAGCGCCCCUACCGCUGCCCAGACUGUGGCAAGUCUUUUGUGCAGUCCAUGCACCUUGCUGAGCACCGGCGCAUCCACACUGGGGAGCGCCCCCACCCCUGCCCACUCUGCCCCAAGACCUUCAAGACUCUUUCCAACCUGCGAAGUCACCGCAAGACUCACACUGAACUGGCUUCUAGUCAGGAGGCGCUCCAGUCUACAGGGUCUCUCGUGGCUACUGGCCAGCCCACCCAGAUUAUCAUGUGCACGGAGUUUGGGGAGGCUAUUGCUAUCAUUGAAAGCACUGAGCACCUCCCCUUGGUAGAAACUAUAGAGAUCUACCAGACGACACUAGAAGGCAACAUUUAGGUGACUGCCUUUGUUCAGGGACUGAGCAACCACAGUCUCUUCUUUGCUCAAGGGCUACAGGUCAGCAGGAGGGAGAGUACUGUUCCCUUUCCUCCAUGCAUCAGUUUAGCAUGGUCUAUCGGUGACAGAGCCUGCAGACCAAUCUCAGUGCCCUGAUGCAAUCUGUUCAGUUUUGUGGUGGGACCUGGCUCAUAGCCUCACCUGGAGGUUUCUUGAGGCAAUGCCUUUUUUGUGUGCAGCGGGCAGUGCUGUGGAAUGGCGUCAGACUGCUUGUCUCUGCCACAACUUACAUGUUUAUUGUAAAUUAAAGCAAAAAGUUCUGUUGUACUGUUAAAUUAUUCCUGUUGUGUCUCUUGAUUAUGAGACUCUAGGAAUGUGCCUGCCUGCUGCUCGCUUGUCUGUAAAAUUCAACUCUCUAGUAGUGUUCAUCCACUCCCAGGAAAUAGAUGGCAUCAUUUCCUGUUGAUCAGAGAGCAAUGAAAGCAAAGCCUUUGCUUUUCAUGAUGAAGGACUGUUGCCUGAUUUUGAUAGUGGGAAAAUACCUUUUUGAUAAUUUUACAGAAAGAAGGGUUGACACUUGCAGCUCCUCUCACCAGAUGAGCCAUGUUUGUUAAAACUAUCCCUUCUGUGCAACAGGUUGACAUACAGGGUCUCUGUUUCGUUUUGAAGAUGUAACCCUUGCUGAAGGUCUGGUCCAGUUUUAAUUUUUUUCUUAAAUAAAAGUGGGGGAAUGGGAUC
Molecule: messenger RNA, 4845 nt
Organism: Podarcis lilfordi (Lilford's wall lizard)
Lineage: Eukaryota; Metazoa; Chordata; Lepidosauria; Squamata; Lacertidae
Source: the annotation of a GenBank genome assembly